AUGGCCUCCACAAACUACCGCGAAGCCUUCCAGCUCUUCGACAAGCGCGGCAACGGCCGUGUCGACCGCGGCGCACUGGGCGACCUGCUGCGCGCAUGUGGCCAGAACCCCACACUGGCUGAGAUUACCGAUUUGGAGCGCGGCGUUGGAAACGACUUCGACUUUGAGACCUUCUCCAAGAUCCUCAACCGCCCCGGCGGCUUCCGCGAACCCUUUGACAUUGAAGAAUACAUACGCGGCUUCCAGGUGUUUGACAAGGAUCGCUCGGGCUUUGUCGGCAAGGGCCAGAUCAAGUACAUAUUGACGAAUCUGGGCGAGAAGAUGAGUGAGGAGGAGGUGGACGAGUUGUUCAAGAGCACGAUUGAUGCAAGUAAUAACGAGGUCGAUUACCGGGAGUUUGUAAAGACGAUUGCGGAGAAUUAA
This is a messenger RNA of Plenodomus lingam JN3, 423 nucleotides long. RefSeq lists its product as uncharacterized. Gene Ontology annotation, cellular component: myosin II complex. Gene Ontology annotation, biological process: mitotic actomyosin contractile ring assembly. The record is from RefSeq and is a predicted model, not a curated record. Lineage: Eukaryota; Fungi; Ascomycota; Dothideomycetes; Pleosporales; Leptosphaeriaceae. Gene Ontology annotation, molecular function: calcium ion binding.